AUAAUGAAUGGGACAGAGGCUUUUCCUGCCCCAUGAGCAUGGAUUUAGGCUCUAAUUUAAUUAACUCUUUGAUUAAUUAGACUAUUAAGCCACUGGACAGCAAGGUUUACCCUGGGCAUAACAGAUUUUUUUAAAGUCAAAGACAAUACCAGUUGAAAUACUGUACAUGGAAACACUUUGGGUAUAAAAAUCCAAAGCAAAAGCAGCCAUAAAGCCAAAGAGCAAUAAAAGUAGUAACAAGUAUUGGGGAUUAAAAAAAGAUGAAGAGGAAUUUCGCAGACAGCUCCGCUCGUAGUACUGCAGGCUGUCUACCUGUCCCGCUGUUCAAUCAGAAAAAAAGGAACCGGCAGCCCCUCACUUCAAACCCCCCUCAAAAUGAACCAGGUAUUGGCCACCCAGCAGAUAAUUCUGAUUUUUCUGCCAUGCUGGCAGAUUUUGGAUGGGAAACAGCAAAUCCAGAACCAGACCAGUUACAGAGAACAAAAAGCACUGACCCAGCAGAUCAUCCUAUUCCACCUUCUCUCUUAAGACACCAGAACACGCCAGACUCUGCUAAUAUAUCACAUGGAGGAAGCUUAAAUAAUUGGAGACAAGAGGAGAAAAGUGCUGCUGGUCGUAACAUUUGGAAAAAACAAGACUUCCCAGCUUUCGGGCAGGGAAAAGAAAACAGAAAGCUUUCACAGUUUGAGAACCACUUGGGUGGCUUUGAGGGAGCAAUGCCACAGAAACUAGCUGGUCACCCAAGGACCUCCCCCAGCAGCAAGACAGGAGCGGCAGAACAAAGCUAUGCAACAGCAGUCCAACAGCCAACGGCAUCGAACAACAUGCCGAGAAGAGGCCCACCGCGCCAAAGUGCAACAUAUACGUUCAAACAGAAUCAGUGCCAACCAAAAGUUCAUACAGCCACUCGCCCAGAGGGCAAAAUGAUCCAGCAAAGCCUGGCAAAUCAAGCCAAACUGAAAGAAAAAGACAGUUCUCUCAGAAUCAUCUCUGUCGUCAUCGAAAGCAUGAAACACUGGAGUCAGUACGCUGACAAAACCCCACUGUUGUAUGAGGUUUUGGGUGUUCUGGAUUCUGCAGUCACUCCAGGAUCGUACGGUGCAAAGACUUUCCUUCUGAGAGACGGAAAGGAGAGCGUGUCAUGCGUAUUCUAUGAGAUCGAUCGAGAGCUACCACGACUCAUCAGAGGCCGAGUCCAUCGGUGCGUGGGAAACUACGACCCGCAACGGAAAGUCUUCAAGUGCGUCUCGGUCCGUCCUGCAACGGUUCCUGAACAACAAACCUUCCGGGACUUUGUCCAAGUCGCUGACAGGGAGAUGGGCAAAUAUGUGAAAGUCAGCAAUGAAGUUUAAGCAUCCGGGUUCCGCCCUGUCAAGGAGACCCCAUCGGAAGCCUUAACUUGAGUGCAAGGUAUUUCCUCCUGUCCCUUUUUGUGUUUGAGAUCUCCGCCAUCAUCCUCAUUACACGUUGCUUAAAAAUAAAGUAGUUCUAGU
Molecule: messenger RNA, 1493 nt
Organism: Pogona vitticeps (central bearded dragon)
Lineage: Eukaryota; Metazoa; Chordata; Lepidosauria; Squamata; Agamidae
Source: RefSeq, a predicted model, not a curated record